AUGCUUCCAGUUUUGAUGGUACUCGCGGCGCUGCCGUCGGUGAUAUCGUCGCUCUCAUCCACGCACAGCCGUCAGCGCCGCGUCGUCCAGCAGCCCGGCCUGAUCCGUUUCCCCAUCACGGUAUCCGAAGCCCCCAGGGGCGCGUCUCGUCGUGUUCGCCGGCAGAAUACGGCCGGUCUGGCCAGCCGAAGCACGGGCUUCUUCUACACCAUCGACAUCGUCAUUGGCACGCCGGGGCAGGCUGUUCCCGUGAGCUUCGACACGGGCUCUUGGGAGCUUUGGGUCAACCCAAGCUGCAGCAACUCGACCGAGAAGGAAAUCUGCGAGAGCCUCCCGAGAUUCACCCAGUCUUCAACACUAGUGGACACAAACCUGACGGGCGAGGUCAGGUAUAGCGCUGGCUACGCAAAGUUCAAGUACGUGUCUGACCACGUGGCCGUUGGAGAGGCAAAACUCGACCAGCAAGUCUUUGGCGUGGCGUACGACACCUCGGUGUUCGCAUACGGCAUCUUUGGCGCAGGUCCUUCGGCCCAGGGCUGGGAGUCUGCGUUCCCCCACGUCCUCGACUCGCUGGUGAGCCAGAAGCACAUGCAGAGCCGCGCGUUUAGUCUUGAUAUUCGGCCCAUCGACAGCCCUCUCGGGGCGGUCAUCUUUGGCGGCAUCGACACCAGGAAGUACACGGGGCCUCUCGAGAAGAGACCCGUUACCACGGGGCCGAACGGCAGCGUUGGCUACUGGAUCUUUCUUGACGGGCUGUCCGUGUCCCGAGAAGACGGGUCUCGGAUCCCCGUCUUCGACCAAACCGCGGAGCCGCUGCGGGCUCUGCUCGACAGCGGCAAUACGCUGACGCACUUGCCGCGAUCCAUGGUGACGGAGAUUCUCAAGGCGUUUCCCUCUGCGCGGCAAGACCCAAACGACGCCAAGCAGUACAUUGUGGACUGCGCGGCGGCGAGCCUCGCGGGCACCGUCGACUUCCAGUUUGGGAGCACCACCAUCAGGGUUCCGUAUGACGAUUUUCUGUGGAAGCAGCCCCAGCACAACAUAUGCGUCUUGGGAGUCUCGCCAGACGACUCCUUCUUCGUGCUGGGCGACACGUUUCUCAGGGCCGCCUACGCCGUCUACGACAUGGACAACCGGAACGUCUACGUCGCCAGUGCCGCUGACUGCGGCACUCAUCUCGUCCCCAUUGGCAGGGGAGAAAAUGCCGUCCCCGUCUUGGACGGCGAAUGUCCGCCUCGAGUGACUUCUGCCAAGGCGUCGACGGCGUCGUCACCCGUCCAGCCGACCACAAGGCCGAUUGUCAAGACGACCGCUGCGUCCUCCAAUGUGUCGGCGGCUCCGUCGUCGUCCUCCGUCGCGUCUGCGCCCGUCUCGGCCGCUACUACGUCUCUGGGUUCGUCCCUGGCUGCGUCUUUUGAGAUGUAG
Molecule: messenger RNA, 1425 nt
Organism: Metarhizium album ARSEF 1941
Lineage: Eukaryota; Fungi; Ascomycota; Sordariomycetes; Hypocreales; Clavicipitaceae
Product: secreted aspartic proteinase
Exons: 4
Coding region: 1-1425 (474 amino acids)
Biological process (GO): proteolysis
Molecular function (GO): aspartic-type endopeptidase activity
Source: RefSeq, a predicted model, not a curated record